This is a messenger RNA of Arabidopsis thaliana (thale cress), 2185 nucleotides long. RefSeq names its product Putative methyltransferase family protein. Lineage: Eukaryota; Viridiplantae; Streptophyta; Magnoliopsida; Brassicales; Brassicaceae. The transcript has 8 exons. Gene Ontology annotation, cellular component: cytoplasm; nucleus. The record is from RefSeq and is marked reviewed. The coding region runs from base 59 to 931 and encodes 290 amino acids. Gene Ontology annotation, molecular function: protein-L-histidine N-tele-methyltransferase activity.
UUGCUCCUCUGUGCUCUGGCCUCUACACUUUGGAUAGCUGCCGCCGAAGUUUUGUGCAAUGGCGACGAAACCGACGUUUCAGCUGUUUUCUUCUUCUCAAGGUUCUGGUCUAGGUUUAGGGUUCCUUGAUUCAUCAGAGCCAGCUCUUCCUCCACCUCCUCCUCCUGUUGAAGUAUUAUCCUUCGAGGUGUCUUCCUCCACUGAUUUCGAAGUGGAUAAAUUGACUAUCGGCGAGAUCACUCUUUUGAAGGGUCGUGUGAGCACUAAAGAGGUUUUUGGAUUGCCUAAUUCAGAUUUGGUUCCUGGAGUCUAUGAAGGCGGGCUUAAGCUUUGGGAAGGAUCGAUUGAUCUUGUUAAAGCUCUUGAGAAAGAAUCACAAACCGGAAACUUAUCAUUUUCCGGAAAGCGGGUUCUCGAGCUUGGAUGUGGUCAUGCACUUCCAGGAAUCUAUGCGUGUCUCAAGGGUUCAGAUGCUGUUCAUUUCCAGGACUUCAAUGCUGAGGUUCUUCGAUGUCUCACCAUUCCGAAUCUGAAUGCUAAUCUGUCUGAGAAGUCUUCCUCUGUCUCAGUAAGUGAAACAGAAGUACGCUUCUUUGCUGGUGAGUGGAGUGAAGUUCAUCAGGUUCUUCCACUAGUUAAUAGUGAUGGUGAGACUAAUAAGAAGGGUGGUUAUGACAUCAUUCUAAUGGCUGAGACGAUAUAUUCCAUCUCCGCUCAGAAAAGUCAAUAUGAAUUGAUUAAAAGGUGUCUGGCGUAUCCUGAUGGAGCAGUGUAUAUGGCUGCAAAGAAGUACUAUUUCGGGGUCGGUGGAGGGACAAGGCAAUUCUUGUCUAUGAUAGAGAAAGACGGUGCUCUUGCUUCAACGUUGGUGUCUCAAGUCACAGAUGGUUCCUCAAAUGUCAGAGAGGUAUGGAAGCUUUCGUACAAGUAAGUCGAAGCUAUACUGGAAUUCAGUGUCCAACGAUCUGAUUUUAGUGGAUUUGGGUUGCUCAUAAAAAUGAGUGGAAAUUCAAAAUCUCUCAUCCAUGUGUUUAGCUUAUAGACUCUCCUGACUGUGUUAUAAUAAUUGCUUAGUUUUUCAUUUUGGUACAUUUUCUGGCUUAACGAAAGGCUUAUGUGAUCUGCCGUUGAUUCUCACCGGACCAAAGUUCCAAACUAAGCUUUAGUUGGAGUCGCAGUUUAUAUAUUGUAAAUCUCUCACAUGAUUAGUUAUGCUUUUGAGAAUAAAUCCACCAGCUCGACCUGUCUUGUAAAAAGGUUGUCCUAUUUAAGUCAAUACCAUAGUUGCCUUUUAAUCAGUUAGUGCAGCCCAUACUAGGCUUACAUGGUAAUGAUUUGAUGAUUAUGUUUUGGUCUCCAAUUAAUUUGAGAUAAGAGGCGUAGCAGUUGGCCUCGACAGGGUCAAAAAGUCAAAAAUUUCCGACAUUAGAAGGUAUAUCUUUUUCUUUUUUAAAUCUAGCAAAUGAAACCCCAAACUCAAAGAGUGUACAGAUAUUCAAAAGAGAUUAUACUUGAAACCAAAACAAUUCAAAUUCACCAACAAAAUAAAGAACAUAGGUGUUUUACAACAUAAAGAUUCAUGAUGGUGAAUGGUCAAGAGUCACGGCCGCAUCGGUAAUGCUUAGAGCAGCCUCUACUAUAAGGGUUAGACGGUGGAGGAAGACAUUGAGUUGAGUAAGACUCGCCUCGUUUACCACCAUCGCAAGCAGGCUGAUUCCUCCUCAAAGCUCCAUACGAAAGCUUAUGUGCCUGCUCCUCCGUCAACCUCUGGCUUGACCAAGACUCCAUUAUCACACUCAUUUCCUCUGUCUCCACCAUGCUGCUGCACUCCGCCACAGAUCCAUUGCACAGAGAUGAUGAUGAUGCCUUGGAGGUGACGUGUGCUAGUAGAAGGCAGAGAAAGAAGAUGGUGAUGGUGGAGAAUAUCCUAGAGGGUUUUAUCUCCAUUUUGUAAGUGUCUUAAAGAGAGAAGAAGAGAGUGAAUUGUGAAGACGAAUCUUUGGUUAUAUAAUAAUAAAUAAGCAUGGAAUGCCACAUUGAGACGAUUUCCUCAUUGUAAAGACAAAGCUUAGUGGGAGCAGCACUAGAAGGGACCGCACUUCACCUAACACACUGCUUUACUUAAUAGAGUACGUGUGUAUAUUUAUGUCCGACCACUCUAUGUUAAUGUAAAACUACUUAUACA